This is a messenger RNA of Panicum hallii, 858 nucleotides long. Its product is annotated as VQ motif-containing protein 29-like. Lineage: Eukaryota; Viridiplantae; Streptophyta; Magnoliopsida; Poales; Poaceae. The coding region runs from base 57 to 431 and encodes 124 amino acids. The transcript has a single exon. The record is from RefSeq and is a predicted model, not a curated record.
CUCCCCCCCCCCCCCCUGCUCUCUGUUCCCCGCCCUCGCCGCCACCUCCGAAUUCGAUGGACCUGCAGGCGGAGCUGCGGCGCCCGGCGGCGGCCCACGAGGCGGCGCUGAGGGCCGUGCAGAAGCCGCCCGCCAAGCCCUGGCGCGGGGGAGCCGCCGCCGCAGCGGCCCCGCCCCCGCCGCCCAAGGUGUACCGCGUCGAGCCCCGGGAGUUCCGGGACCUCGUCCAGAGGCUCACCGGCGCGCCGCCCGCGGCCACGGGCAGGGGCGGCGUGGCGCGGCCGCAACAUCAUCAGCUGGCGUCGGCGGUGCAGCCGGUGGCCGUUCGCUCCUCAGGGGAGCAGCAGCAGCAGCAGCAGCUUUACGGCUCGCCGUGGUUCUCGUUCCCGCUGGCCGGGGUGGACGGCGCCAACGCCGGCGGCCUCAUGUAGUCACCCAGCAGGCCGAGACGCACGCAUCAAGGGAAGGGAAGGAUGCAGCAAAUCAAAUCAAAGCUUUCUCCUUUUUUCUUGGUAGUAUCUUGGUUAGUUUGUUUCUCAAACAAGGAAGGGAAUCGAGCAUACAACAACAAUCAACAGCAGGAGUCACCACGCAUUAGACAGGCAGGCAGACACAUAAGUAGAUGAAUGAUGUUGAAUAAUAAUGUCAAUAGUCGUAUACUAGUUUUAUUAGUUAUUCUCGAUCUGUUAAUUACUACUGCCAGUAAGUACCGGUGUUCAUAGACAGUAGUCUCGUAGUAGCACUGUAACAAGUGUGAGGAAGUAUGUUGAAGGUGCUGCGGUCCAGCUGCAUGCUGAAAAACAGAGUCUUUUUAAUUUUCUUGCAAGCAACGAGGAUCAUCGACUGAUCAAUGUUUUA